AUGCUUUGUCGGCCAAGACCUCGUUUGAUUCAACAAGCACUAUUGCGCUCAUUUCCAUCACAGCGGUUUCGAUUUUCAGCAGCACACAGCAUGGAAACCCGAGAAGCUACGGCUGAGCCCUCAGCACCGUAUUACGACCCCAGAUAUGUCGAUAUUGGCAUCAACCUCGCAGAUCGCGUAUAUCGCGGCCGCUAUCGUGGCAACCAGAAGCACCCCGACGACUUGGAAGCUGUUGUAAACAGAGCCAAGGCUGUAGGAUGCACAAAAUUACUGGUGACUGGCUCGGACUGGCACAGCAUUAAGGAUGCGGUCGACCUCGCCAAGGAGUAUCCUGGAACAGUCUACUACACCGCAGGUAUUCAUCCCUGCAGCAGCAGCAUUUUCGGCGCUGGCAAGUCGACCGCCCACAGCGAGGAGCACACAGCCCCCUGCGACCCAGACCCCUCGGCGCCUAUCCCUGACAGCGCUGUUGAUCCCAAAAAGUCCGCCGAAAACAUUGCCCGCCUCAAGAAGAUCUUUGCCGAGGCCAAGGCGUCGGGUGCCGGACACAUGGUUGCCUUUGGCGAGUUUGGACUCGACUACGACCGGCUGCACUUUUGCAACAAGACGGUGCAGCUGCACAGCUUUGCGGAGCAGCUCAAGGUGGCCGCGGCCAUGGAGCCCCAGCUGCCGCUCUUCCUGCACUCGCGCGCCGCCGCGGCCGACUUUGCGCGCCUCAUGAAGGACGCCUUUGGCCCGCGCCUCGAGCGGCUGCGGCGCGGCGGCGUCGUGCACAGCUUCACCGGCUCGCUCGAGGAGAUGCGCGAGCUGCUCGACCUCGGCCUGUACGUGGGCAUCAACGGGUGCAGCUUCAAGACGGAGGAGAACUGCGCCGUCGUCAGGGAGCUGCCCCUCGACCGCAUCAUGCUCGAGACGGACGGACCUUGGUGCGAGGUGCGCCCCAGCCACGCCGGCUGGAAGUACCUGAUUGAAAAGAAGCCGUCGCCGCCGCCUGACGAACCGGCCAACGCGCCGGAUGCCGAUGCGAUGGUGGCCAACGGCACCGAGAAGAGGAACAAGCCCCAGAAGCAGCCCAACCACGGCAAGAAGAAGAACCAAAAGACGGAGGCGGAGGUGCCCUCGACCUUUAAGGCGACCAAGACCUGGCAGGAAGGCUGCAUGGUCAAGGGUCGCAACGAGCCCUGCACGAUUGAGCGCAUUGCCAAGAUUGUGGCGGGGAUCCAGGGCGUUUCUGUCGAGGAGGUCUGCGAGGCGGCCUGGCGGAACACGAACAAGGUAUUUGACCUCGGCGAGAGUGCAUAG
Messenger RNA from Akanthomyces muscarius, 1302 nucleotides. RefSeq lists its product as uncharacterized. Gene Ontology annotation, cellular component: cytosol. Gene Ontology annotation, molecular function: 3'-5'-DNA exonuclease activity. Bases 1 to 1302 code for a protein of 433 amino acids. The record is from RefSeq and is a predicted model, not a curated record. The transcript has 4 exons. NCBI's taxonomy places the organism in Eukaryota, Fungi, Ascomycota, Sordariomycetes, Hypocreales, Cordycipitaceae.